This is a messenger RNA of Rubroshorea leprosula, 1228 nucleotides long. The record is from the annotation of a GenBank genome assembly. NCBI's taxonomy places the organism in Eukaryota, Viridiplantae, Streptophyta, Magnoliopsida, Malvales, Dipterocarpaceae.
GGAAGAAAAUGCAAAAUAUUUCUCAGCUGUGGCCAAAGCCCUAAACCCUAAACUUGGCAGUGAGGGUGAAAAUGUUGCGCAGAAACAUACGAUUGAGGAGAGAAUACUUGUACAGGAAGAGUUUGGAAGGCAAAGAGCGCUUGCUCUAUGAGAAAAAGCGAAAAAUCAAAGAAGCCCUUGAAGAAGGGAAACCAAUUCCUACGGAACUCAGGAACGAGGAGGCCGCCCUUCGUCAAGAAAUCGACCUCGAAGAUGAUAACACUGCCGUUCCCAGGACUCAUAUUGAUGAUGAAUAUGCGAAUGCUACUGGACAAGAUCCUAAAAUUUUGCUUACAACAUCUCGGGAUCCAAGUGCUCCUCUAAUACAGUUUGCUAAGGAACUCAAGUUUGUCUUCCCGAAUGCAGAAAGAAUGAACCGUGGUAAUCAGGUUAUAUCUGAAAUUAUUGAAAGUUGUCGUGCACAUGAUUUUACAGAUGUUAUUUUGGUUCAUGAACAUCGUGGUGUACCAGAUGGUUUAAUUAUUAGUCAUCUACCUUUUGGCCCCACAGCAUACUUUGGAUUGCUAAAUGUGGUUACAAGACACGACAUCAAGGACAAGAAAAACAUUGGAACAAUGCCUGAGGCCUAUCCACAUUUGAUUCUAAACAAUUUCACAACCAAGCUAGGUGAAAGGACGGCAAACAUUCUGAAGCAUCUAUUUCCAGUGCCAAAGCGUGAUACAAAACGCAUUAUCACUUUUGCUAAUCAGUCUGACUACAUUUCAUUCAGGCAUCAUAUCUAUGAGAAACAUGGAGGUCCUAAAUCAGUGGAGCUGAAGGAGAUUGGUCCUAGAUUUGAGUUGCGUCUUUAUCAGAUAAAAUUAGGAACCAUGGACCAGAGUGAAGCUCAAAUUGAAUGGGUCAUUCGACCUUACAUGAACACAACAAAGAAGAGGAAGUUUAUUGGAAAUUGAUGCCAUAAUUAUUAUGUUUCUCAGGCUUUGUAUCUUGCUUUUCAUUACAUUCCUUCAGUUGAUCUUAAUCCAUUUAGGUCUUGAUUUUCGAGAGAACAAGUUUUGUUCGGAGUACUACAUUUAAUCAUGUAUAUCCUGUCAAAUUGAAGUUAUCAUUGGCCAAUUUUACUGCCAACGUGUUACAAUGGGGUUGUAUGGAACACCAUCUCCCCUACCAGGGUAAAUUAUUUUGAGCCCUUACAUUUUGGACCGUAAAAUAUAGGCUUUUAAAUAAG